UUGAUUUGUUUAUCAUUUUGAAAAAUUUUUUAAUUAUUUAUUGGAAUUUUGUGAUAAUCAGUUAAAAGCGUUCGAAAAAUGAAGAUGGACGCAAAAUUGGUUAAUAUUUUGUUCUUGAGCAUCACGUUUCUUAUAAUUUUCUUUGCGUUCCAGACAACUACCAAUCUUCAGAGAAAAAUUUUACAUUCUGGAAGUGAGAAACAAAGCUCUUUCGAACACAGCGUCUUCACCAGUCUCGGACUUUAUUAUUUUAUUUUUUCGGCAACUUGCUGGUUUGUACCGCCUUUCAUAGCUGUGGUCGGUCCACGCUGGACACUGAUAAUUGGUACCUGCACUUUUCUUUUCUUUAUAGCGCACUUUCUCUAUCCUCUUGCAUGGCUGUUGUAUUUUUUGAAUAUUACGCUCGGUGUUGGCUCUGCUUUUGUAUAUAUAACACAAGGUAACUACAUCGCAAGAAAUAGUGACAGCAAUACCGUUACGCGCAAUUCCGGCAUAUUCCUUACGUUCCAACAAACGAGUUAUAUUAUAUCCGCCAUCUUGAUAUAUUUCAAAUAUAUCAAUGUUGCUGAAUUCACCAAUUCAGAUCGUUACUUAAUUAUCGGUAUAUUGACAUUUCUCUGUCUAAUUGGCGUUAUAAUGUUAUACUUUAUACGCUUACCGGAAAGCAAUCAAACGAUAGAACAGGAAAAACAGAAUUCCUGCGCUGCGGUAUUCCUCACGAUUCGGGAUAACAUUGUGCUGCUUCUUGAAAGAGAUAUGCUGCUGCUGGUGGUGAUCUUCGUUUAUUCAGGAUUAGUACAAGGUUUCUAUAAUGGAGUCUACGGUCCGGCCAUGGUGUAUACACAGAGAAUAAAUAUGGAUAUAUAUCCAGAUGAAUUAUCAUUUAUUGGCUAUAUAUUGAAGGGUUGUGGUGGAUUUCUGGGUUCAGUAUUCUUCGCUCUCUUGGGUGAUUUAACCGUACGUUGGGGUCGUGAUGUGUUCAUGUACGUGGCAGGUGUAUUCCAUUUAACAACAUUUAUAAUCAUCUACAUUAAUAUACCGUAUGAAUCGUCAUUUGGUGAAAAUCAAGCUGCUUCCGUUGUGGAUCCACCAAAUUUCUACUUGGCUAUAAUUUGUUGCUUUCUCUAUGGCCUGGGAGCUGCGCUUUAUACCGUUAAUAUAUAUAGUAUGUUGGCAGGUGGUUUUGUUGCUGAAUCGUCGGCUGGAUUUGGUAUAUACAAAUUCUUUCAAUGUUUCGGUUGCGCAAUAUCUUACUUAUAUUCAAGAUUUACAAAUUUAUAUAUACAAAUAGCAAUAUUAAUUGUAUUGCUUAUAGCGGCUGUUGCCUGUUUUGGUAUUGUCGAGCGUACAGCCAGAGCUAAGCAGCAAGAGCAAGCAAAUGCUGAUUAAAAUAAAAUAUGUAUUUUGAUUAAAAAUAAUAA
Molecule: messenger RNA, 1421 nt
Organism: Ceratitis capitata (Mediterranean fruit fly)
Lineage: Eukaryota; Metazoa; Arthropoda; Insecta; Diptera; Tephritidae
Product: UNC93-like protein MFSD11
Exons: 5
Coding region: 79-1389 (436 amino acids)
Source: RefSeq, a predicted model, not a curated record